This is a messenger RNA of Dendroctonus ponderosae (mountain pine beetle), 4936 nucleotides long. RefSeq names its product RNA polymerase II elongation factor Ell (gene Su(Tpl)). Gene Ontology annotation, molecular function: cis-regulatory region sequence-specific DNA binding. Lineage: Eukaryota; Metazoa; Arthropoda; Insecta; Coleoptera; Curculionidae. Gene Ontology annotation, cellular component: transcription elongation factor complex. Gene Ontology annotation, biological process: snRNA transcription by RNA polymerase II; transcription elongation by RNA polymerase II; positive regulation of transcription elongation by RNA polymerase II. The record is from RefSeq and is a predicted model, not a curated record.
AAUAAAUUGAAUUUCCCGAAUCCCAAAAUACGGUUUCUUGGAAAAGAAAAUGGGGAGCUUUCAUUUCCUUCGCAACAAAAUGGAUCUGGGCAAACAACGUUUAAUUUCUCUACAUCUACAACAUCCGAUAUGGAAGGUCCGGCGGGUAGCUUUGAGUGCAUAUGUGGAACACCACCAAAAGGACCCCUGACUUCCCUUGGUUCAAUACGUAAUAAAAUUCGCAUUCACGCUAAUGAUGAUGUCUAUGAGGCCACCAGGAAUCGCAUGAAUGAAGUGGAAGACAAGUAUAAAAACAAAUGCACGCGAGAAAUCAAACCAAAUCAAAAUGACAUAGGACGUAAGGUUAAAGUCAAACAAUCAGUAUCGGGAUCCAGGCAGUCUUCCAUAUCGUCUCAACCAGCAAGACCUGCCCUACCGUCAAUGCGUGAUAGUUUAAUGAAGUCAACGUCGUAUUCAAUUCCGCCGGCCGUUAAACCGUCCCAAAAUAAUUUACAACCGUCAUCAACAAACUCUUUCACAAGCAAUAAUCCCUCUAAUGGAUUAAGUAGUAAUCAUGUGAGCAGCUCGCAGCGAAGUGCCGUCCCGCAAAGUAAUAGAAAACCAGCUGGCCCAGAGGUAUCUAGACGGCCCUUAAGAGAGAGAUUGAUACACCUGUUGGCUCUGAGACCCUUUAAGAAGAUAGAAUUGCACGAUCGUAUUACCAAAGAGGGACUUAGAGGAACCAGUAGUAUGACAAAUGUAUUAAAGCAAAUAGCCGUAUUGCGAGACAAUAGUUAUUAUCUAAACAGGAAUAUGUGGAAUGAAGUAAAUGAUGAUUGGCCCUUUUAUAAUGAAACAGAGAAACAAAUACUCAAGAGAAAAAAACCUCAGAAUCUAACACCCCCAGGUGGCAGUGACGGCGGUAGUUCUGGUAGCGGCCAGUCACCCACAAGUACCCACCCGGGAUCGCCGCCAAUGAUUUCCUCUACAAAUGGUCUUACAGGAGGAACAAAACGGCCGGGAUAUAGUGAAGGUGCAGAUGGAUUCCCAUAUAAAAAGCAGCGCAUAGCUCAUGGUGCUAAGGGGCCCAAUUCUAGCGCUCAACAGCCCCCAGUGGACGGAUUUGUUAAUUACAAGUCUCCUGUGCAGCAGAAUAAUAGCCAGAGGAGAUCUGCGGUCGAUCUUCGAGAUACUUCCAAUAUGAACCCGAGAAGUAGGGAAUCACCUUCAAAUAGUUUCAGCAAUUCUUUUGACAACUAUCCUCCUCCAGAGGGCGUCAAAGCUGUUGCCAGUGGUAUGUCAUUUGCUAGCAGUAGAGAAAACACUUUUAACGGGUCACCAUUGAAGAACAGCUUGAUACUCCCUACAGAUCACCGCAAGGGUUCAGUUAGUCCAGUGUGUCACAGACAAGCAUCUUCCAGUGACUUCGCAAGAGACAGUGAAAAUCGUGCUACAAAAGUUUCAUCAACCAGUCAUCAAAGAUCUGUCCGAGUAAGUCCCGAUAGCCAAACCGAUCGUCCGACGAAAUCUAAUCGGGAUGAAUCCGAACAAAACAUCAUCCAGGAAACAGCAGAAGAGGAGGAGUCGUAUCUUGACUUCAAAAAACAGUAUGUGAAAGUUACAUCACCUAAUCAGAAAAGCGCGUACAAGGCAGAUUUCAAUGCAUAUUAUGAUGAGUACAAGAACCUCUAUCACGUCAUACAAAGAGUGGCAGAAAGGCUCAGUCUGUAUCAAGAUGAAAUGGACCAAACGGACGAAAGUAAUCCUAGAUAUAAUUUCUUAAGACAGCGACUUGCCGACGAAUAUUACGCCUCCCACCCAGAUGAGCUGCGCGCCAAAUCCCGAUACAAGUACUUGUAUGAAAAACUUUCGCACAUCAAGAACCUGGUGGAGGAGUACACGGAUGAUCAAACGCAGCAUUAUAAGAACGAUUCCUCGGGAGAAUAGUAGGCAAUCGUCGCACCUCAAACUCAAAUGUGCUUUUCUGUUUCAGUACAGUGUAUCCAGUUGUCGUUGUAAAUCGCGGAUUUCUCAGUUAUUAUUGAAGAUUUAUGAAAGAUGACAGUGAAAAAUAUUCAAAAGGAUGCUUGUAGAUUUUUUCGCGUAGAAUCCAGCGGAGUAGUUAGUUUGUUUCCAAUGUAAAUGGUUUUUUUUAUAUCCCAACCAAACUUACUUUUUUAAUGAUACCUUGUAUAUUUUCACAUAUUUUAAUUCGCUUUUAAAUCCGCAUUUCGACAAUAUACCGAUCGAAAUGCAUGGACAAUAUACAUGACCGAUCGAAAACGAAUCGACCGGUUUUUAUUUGAUUUUCAACCAUUGUACCCGCCUCACUUUGAAGUGUCGCGAAAUUCGUGUUGUUCCGCAUUAUAAUGCUUCUGCUAUAGGGAGUAGAAUUUAAUUUAAGUAGUUUUAAUUGAAUAAUCACUUUUAGAAAUAUAAUAAAGGAAUUAUAAUUAAAAACAAUUUUUUUUAAGACGCAUAUGAAAAAACCACCUUAUAGGAAAAAAAGUAACUACUCCACUGGAUUUUACCUGAGAAACGUUUUCCCACUUUUUCAGCAAUCGUAUAUUUUGUUUAGUGUUUGAGAUAAAAAAAAAUGAUGUCGAAAAGUACAGACUAUCCAGAAACACCCUAUAAUUACAAAACCAAUAUGGAGGGACCACAUCAAUCACUACCAUUUUUUGUUUGGCAAAUCGGUCACCGUAUUACGAAAAUCGCAUGUUUCUAUCUUCAGUAAUAAGUGAAACACCUGUGAUUUACAACGAGAAAUGGACACCCGGCACUUGACAGGAUUUCAUUUUAUAGCCGAAUCUAAAGUAAUUUCAAUUUAAUCAUCGAUUCAGGUUUGUUGCUAAUUUCUUUUAUAUAGUCAUGGUAGAAGUACGAAUAUUUACGGAUCAUUAAGAUGCGUCCACAUCAGUAAAUAUUUAUGUUGUGCUUUGUAUUUUGCAAAGAAAUUCGCUCCGAACGCUUGUUUGGAUGUGGACUGGGGAUUGCAAUUUGUGUGCGGUGUAUACAAAGUGUUAAGUAGAUGUAUUCUAGAGGUGUGCUAAACGGUUAUUUAUCUGUAACGGGUUGCAACGUUUCAGUUUCACCUUGGUAACACGUAACAGGUUACACGUUUGGAACACAUUUUAGCGGUUACGGUAAAUACCGACCAUCCCUAAUGUAUUCCUUGUACGGGGUGAUGGUGCAAGUAAUUUUGGAUUUGGAAAAAGAAAGGUCUCUUUGACUUUUUUUCUAGAACACACCGUUUUUGAGUAAAGAAAGAAAUUAAAAUCGAUUUAUUGCAUAGCUUAAUCGGGUAGCGUACUGUACUUUCAUCAGUGUUCCAGAAUAGACCGAAAAUAGGCUCCUGUGUUGGCUGUCCCAGCGACGUCAAGUGCGCAAUAAGAAUAUUUAUUUUCGCAGUAUUGGCAAAGACUCAUUACUCUCUGGUAUUGGUUCCUUUACCUAUUAAAAAAAAAUUCAUAAUCAAUCAUAUAUUCGCUUAUCUGGUAUUUAGCUGGUUUGAUUGUUAUGUUAACGAUUUUGUGAUUGAAGAGUGGAAGUAACAAAGGGGAUAAAUGCCAAAAUGUAUUUUUGAAGAUAAUUAGGAAAAUGUGCAAGGAAUCAGGUUGGUUGCUUGGCGGUGCUACAUCUUUGAUUUGAGGUUAGCAUGAGGAUUAGCACAUAGCGAUUUCGUCAAGGCAUAAAGACAGCCACUUAACAUCUGUCUAUGGAUCUAUCUCGCAAUCGCGAAUUUUGGCACUUGCCCUCUUUGUGACUUCCAUUCUUCGAUUAUAAAAAGUUUUUCAACAUUGCAUCAUGUCGAUCUUAAUAAUCGUCUUGAAAUGUCUACAUUCGGAUUUCCAAUUAUAAAAUAUGGUCAAAGGCCUGAAGUUACUAAAAUACAUAUUUACAUAGGUAUAUUAUUCCAAGGCCUAGGAAAGUUUUUCAAUCGAAAAUUAUGUUUACUGUUAAAACAAAUUGACAAAAGAUGACAUGUAGCAAUAAAUAAGAAUGCUUGGAUAGCGGGUUUGGGACUGGAUUAAAAACUCCUUUUAAACUCUAAAAAUGGCCGACAUUUCGACCCUUUAUUCAGGUAUUUCUCAAGGCUAGAAACAGAAACAAAACAAAAAUUAAUAUAACAUACCAGAUCUGUAUGCAGUAAAUUGUGCAGUCAACCAACUAAGGACAUUCCGGGAUCAAACAAACGACACCAAAAAUGAACCAAUAGAUCAUAUUACCCAUCGAUAAAUGCAAACCGGAUUUUUAUCUCCGUUUAUUCCGUACACGAUGUCGAAGGUAGCUCUGAAGCCAAGACACCAUCUGACAAUGAACGGUUUGGUAGGGAUCACUUUGUCUUUGCCUUCAGCUUUUGGUGCUCAUCAUUUAUGCAUGUCUUCAUAGAUCAUCACUUUUGUAAAAGUAUAUGCUCCAGUCACUCCAGAACUAGCUCUGAACGGGAAUAUAUUUUAUUGUUGCAAAAACCGAAAUCUGCUGGAUUAACCCCUUAACUAUUAAAACGCUUUUAUCACUCCGAAAUGACUAAUGACUAACUUAUGUCCAACUUUUUCUGGUUUCCAAACGUUGCAGAAACGGUCUGUUUUUCCGAACUCACGUGGUUUCGACGAAAAUGGAUCGCAGCGUAACAAAAUUACUGAUGUGGACGCACCUUAACCUAGUGAGCUAUCGUUGCCAGGGCAGUUAGUUUCUUUGUAAUAAAAUUGGUAAGAUUAUGGAAAAUACGCGUUAGCAAUGCUGUUUAAUAUCGCCGAAGACCCGUUGAUAGUUUACCACAAAAGUGAUUAUAUUGAUUUAUUCGUUUUACUUGGUUGUAUUAAUCAAAAUGAGUAUUCGAAUUGGAAAUAUUGAUUUUAGCAAUUGUCAUAUUUUUAUUGUUAAUGUAUUUGUAACUACGCUGUGUAUAUAAUAUAUAAUAUAAUGAUUAAAUAUAAGUACAUGCAAAAGUGAA